Molecule: messenger RNA, 1482 nt
Organism: Sphenostylis stenocarpa
Lineage: Eukaryota; Viridiplantae; Streptophyta; Magnoliopsida; Fabales; Fabaceae
Source: the annotation of a GenBank genome assembly
AUGGCUGUGUGUGAUGCUAGCCAAAGCCUCCCAAAGUUGCAGAUUGAAGCCGUGCUGAGUGUACCACCGUUUAAGGCGACAGAACCACGACGAGUUCGCCAGGUUUUGAUGAGUGACACUGACUCAAUGGUGAGGUCACAGCCAAAGGCCAUUCAUGGAUGCUACCAAAUCGUUCUCUACUAUGAGAAUUUGAAUGAGGAAGAGGGUGAUAAGUUUUUGGCUGGUUGGAUUGUAGAGUCACUGAGCAGUGCCCUGGUGGAACACCCACUUCUUUCAGGGAGGCUGAGAAGGAAGGACAGUGACGAGCACUGGGGAAUGUUAGAGAUUGUGUCCAAUGAUUCUGGCAUUCGACUCUACGAGGCACGCUUCCCCAUGGUUUUGUCAGAGUUUCUUGCCUUGAGUGUUGAAAAGGAACAUCUUGAGGCUGAGCUUGCCUUUUGGAAGGAAAUCGAUGAGCUCAAUCCUCAGUUCUCUCCUCUCUUUUAUGUCCAGGCAAGUAGUGCAUGCUGUGUUUAUUCAUUUAGCCACACCUAUCAGCUUAAGCUUUUUGAGAUGGAUAAGGUGACCCAGUUUGAAUGUGGAGGAUACACAAUAGGCAUUAGCUGCAGUCUUCUCUUGGCAGAUGUUUUGGUGGUAGAGAACUUCCUCAAGACAUGGGCUGAAAUUCACAAUAGUAUGUUACACCAAAGAGAAAAGAUUAACACACCCAUAUUUUAUCACCCUCUACUCAUAAAAAAUAACGAGCCCCCCCUUGCUGAUACGAUCCACCGCACCAAAAUUAGAAAAGCACAUACUACAGCAUUCAAGGUCAUUGCCAAAGACUUAAAUUUCAACGAGGAAUUUUGGAGGGAAGUUGCCAUGCUAUGCGUUGAGGAAGUAGAUCAAAAGCUUCACAAGGGAGUGUGGACAAAAUUUAAUUUGUUUGUGAAAGAAUCCUCUGAGGUCAUCAAGGCAGAGGGUCACUCAAAGAAUGAAUACUGUAAGAAAGUGUUUGACCAAAGCCUAAAGAAUCAAAUCAGUGGUGCUACUUGGAAUGAUUUUGGAGAAUGCGUAACGUUUCAUGAAGGAAACAAGCCUGUCCUUGUUUCUCGUUGGAUUGGAUCAAUUGGUGAUGAUGGGAACGUUAUAGUAGUCCCAUGCACAGAGGGAAAGGCCUCUGCUUUGAUCACACAAGAAGCACCCCCGCGAAGAAGACAAGUGGUAGCAUAUGAAGGGGAGAAGAGGGUGAAGGUGGCGGUCAUGACAUGGCAGGGAGGAGGUGUUGAUCCUGUGGCUGUGGGCGUGGGUGCAGGGGAGGGGAGGGUGCUUGGCAUGCAUGAGCAAGAACAUGGGACUGUGGAGAUGAUUCAGUAUAAGCAGUCAGUCUCCACAAUUAUCCCUUCAGACAAUCAAUUCACGAUGAAAAGGAAUCAAGUUCCAUCACCAGUUGUGAGUAGUGAUCCCCUUUGGAACCUUCCACGGUCAAGGAAAAAAUUGAUCUGA